Oncorhynchus gorbuscha (pink salmon) is the source of this 3861-nucleotide messenger RNA. RefSeq names its product anoctamin-5-like. Bases 396 to 3077 code for a protein of 893 amino acids. The transcript is spliced from 21 exons. Gene Ontology annotation, biological process: chloride transmembrane transport. Gene Ontology annotation, molecular function: chloride channel activity; protein dimerization activity. Gene Ontology annotation, cellular component: plasma membrane. The record is from RefSeq and is a predicted model, not a curated record. NCBI's taxonomy places the organism in Eukaryota, Metazoa, Chordata, Actinopteri, Salmoniformes, Salmonidae.
UAAUAUGUAUCGUGGAUAGAGAAGCAGUAUGAGUGCAAUCAUAAUAUGAUAGGAUAUGUCAAGACAAUGUUGGGCUAUUAUUUCAGCCAAUGAAUGCCAGAAUCGUUGAUUUUUGGUGUGAAACCCAAGCCUCAAACUCAAAUACAGUCGGUCGAGGAUCGAGUCGUGGGGUGGCAUCCUCUCUCUCCGUCCUCACUUUCCAGAAAAAGCAACUCCUUUCUCAUAGUCGGUGGAGAUGAGAAGAAUAACGGGAAAGGCAAGGGAUGACAUUUUGAUCGAAAUGAAGAGCGCAAUGGACUCCCAGAUUGGAGCAGCACUUUGUUAAGCAGACCAACCCCUUUGUCCUGUGUCUCUCCUCUGAAGAAGAGGGCCCUGCUGUGCUGACCGCAUUCAGGAUGAAACUAUUAACAGAGGAAUGUAAUGGCCACAGUCUUAAUAACUUUGUAGAGGACGGAGGUACACAGCUACCUGGACAGACAGAGACGGACAGACUACAGCAGAACAAAGACACUGUGUUCUUCAGGGACGGGGUUCGCAGGAUUGACUUCAUACUGUCGUACCUAGAUGACAAGGAUGGAGAGAAGAAGCAGGAGAGGAGGAGGGAGUUUGAGGCCAACCUUAAGAAGGCUGGACUGGAGCUUGAGACUGAGGACAAAUCGGACUCGGAUGAUCUGAAAACAUACUUCCUGAAGAUCCACGCCCCGUGGGAGGUGUUGGCCACCUACGCUGACGUGCUGAAGAUCAAGGUUCCCUUUAAGGAAAGCGACAUCCCCCACGGACAGGACGUUCCACUGGAGUGGCUCUCCCGACCGUUCCGCCUGCCAGAGAAGGUGAUGCGCCCACAGCCUGACUACUUCACCUCUCCAUUUGAUAAGGACAAGAUAGACUUCUUCCUCAUCAAAAACCAAGACACCUUCUUCCCCCCCUCCACACGCAACAGAAUAGUGUACUACAUCCUGUCUCGCUGUCCGUACCAUAAAGAGGACCUCAAGGAGACAGACAAGAAAGGUAUCAAGCGGUUGCUGAACAACGGGACCUACACCUCAGCCUUCCCACUUCAUGAUUGUCGAUACUGGGAGAGGAACACAAAUGAGCAGUGUGAGAGCGAACGCUACCACCUCUAUAAGAAUUGGGCUAGGUUCCUCUGUUUCUACAAGGAGCAGCCCCUCAACCUCAUCAGGAAGUAUUAUGGGGAGAAGAUUGGGAUCUACUUUGCCUGGCUGGGCUUCUACACAGAGAUGUUGUUCUUUGCUGCGGUCAUGGGUGUCAUAUGUUUUACCUAUGGUGUGCUAAGCUAUGAUGACAAUUUAACAAGUAAGGAGAUCUGUGACCCCAGCAUUGGAGGGAGUAUUGUGAUGUGUCCGCUGUGUGAUAAGAAGUGUAGUUACUGGAAGCUCAACUCCACGUGCCUCUCAUCCUGGCAAUCCCAUCUGUUUGAUAACGAGGGGACCGUGUUCUUUGCCAUGUUUAUGGGGAUCUGGGUGACUCUGUUCCUGGAGUUCUGGAAGCGGCGCCAGGCCCAGUUGGAGUAUGAGUGGGACCUGGUGGAUUUCGAGGAGGAGCAGCAGCAGCUCCAGAUCCGCCCGGAGUUUGAGACCAAGUGCACUGACCAGAGACUCAACCGGAUCACCGAGGAAAUGGAGCCAUACCUACCCCUCCCCAAAAAGUGUGGUCGCUUUUGUCUCUCCGGGGUUACUGUUCUGUUCUGGAUGCUUCUGAUUGUGGCCUGUAUCACUGGGGUGAUAGUCUACAGGCUGGCUGUGUAUGCAGCCUUCGCCAGCAUCAUGAAGGACAGCCCCACUAAGAAGAUCCAUCUGGUGGGCUCUCUCAUCACCCCGCAGCUCGCUACCUCUGUCACCGCCUCCUUUAUCAACUUUGUCAUCAUUAUGAUCCUUAACUUCUUCUAUGAGCGAGUGGCCAUCUGGAUCACUGAUAUGGAAAUUCCCAAGACACAUCUGGAGUAUGAAAACAAGUUGACAAUGAAGAUGUUCCUCUUCCAGUUUGUCAACUACUAUUCUUCAUGUUUCUACGUGGCCUUCUUCAAGGGCAAGUUUGUGGGUUACCCAGGCAACUACACGUACAUGUUUGGCAAAUACAGCAGGCUGAGAAACGAGGAGUGUGACCCAGGAGGCUGUCUGAUUGAGCUGACCACACAGCUGGUGAUUGUCAUGACAGGGAAGCAGGUGUGUGGGAACAUCCAGGAGGCCCUACUGCCGCUGCUGAGGAACUGGUGGUGCAGCAGGAAGGCCCGGAAAGACCAGUACAGCCGCUGGGAGCAGGACCACGACCUGCAGAACUUCAGCCAGCUGGGCCUGUUCUAUGAGUACCUGGAGAUGGUAAUCCAGUUUGGCUUCAUCACUCUAUUUGUGGCCUCUUUCCCCCUGGCCCCCCUGCUGGCCCUCUGUAACAACAUCCUGGAGGUCAGAGUGGACUCCUGGAAGUUCACCACCCAAUUCCGCCGGCCUGUGGCAGCCAAGGCCCACAACAUCGGAGCAUGGCAGGAGAUCCUCAAUGUGGUGGCCAUCUUGUCCGUUGUCACCAAUGCAUUCAUCAUGGCCUUUACUUCAGACAUGAUCCCCCGCCUGGUCUACCUGUAUGCCUACCACCCUGGCUCUGAGGCCACCAUGAGUGGCUACAUCAACAACAGCCUGUCAGUGUAUGACAUCUCCCAGAUCCCUCUCCUCAGUACGCCCGAGGAGGGGGCGAUUCCUGCCUGGUUCAACAGCUCCUUCAUCACCACCUGCAGGUACCGUGACUACCGCUACCCUCCACGCCACCAGAGGCAGUACUCCCACACUAUGCAAUUCUGGCACAUCCUGGCAGCCAAACUGGCCUUCAUCAUUAUCAUGGAGCACGUGGUGUUUGUGGUGAAGUUCUUUGUGGCCUGGCUGAUACCGGAUGUGCCAUCCGAGGUGAAGGCUCGGAUCAAACGGGAACGUUACCUCAUCCAGGAAUACCUGCACAACUACGAGGUUGAGAAGCUCAAGAUCCAGCUGAGUCAGAGUUUUAUCAUUGAACCCAACCCUGAGGUCUGCACUGCCACCGACAAGCAUGACAUGUUAUCAGAGUGCCUGUAGGCCCCCAAUCAAUAAACUCACACCCACCAGGGUGUUGCUGUGAAGUCUCCUCCACUGAAGGCAAACAGAAGUACAGUAAAGGGCUUCUGUCAGUGGGGCAAUCCUAUCAACUGUUUCUCUAUGUUUUGUUGUUUGUUCAUUUUCUAAUGAGCAGCUAGCAGAUUUCAACCUUUUCGCCUAUAUUAGGACUUUCAUUGGAGGAAGGGACGGAUUAAUUUGAUCGAUGGCCACAUCUCGUCCUCUUUUCUCAGCGUCCAAUGCUGUUGCAAUGCAAGCUCCUAUUGUUCAGCUUGCUUCAUAUCUUCUGUGCAAUGAGGUUUCUUGCAACUGUUUCAGUCAUUCAGUGCCAGUGUUGAUCGUGAUGGGAUAUUAUGGAAUCCUACAAAAGUAUGUGCCAACUUGUUAAAUGCUAUUGGGAUUCAUGAUAUUGUACCAGACAAUGUACAGCUUCUUGAAAAAAAUGUCAUCUAAUGCUCACUUUAUCUACAAUGUCAUAAUAUGUUACUAACAAAUGUCCAGCAAAGACUGCCAAAGAUAUCCCAUGGCUUUUAUCAGCAGCUAUCUAAUAAAUUACCUUUAAAGAAAUAUGCAUGUUUGAUAGAAUGUAACAUAUAAAAAUCGAAUUUUUUUGCCUUCAAAUGUUGGCAUGUUAUCUGCUUCAAUUUGGCUCUAGCUGGGCUACAUUGAAUGUGAUGUGUUUUCCUUGCGUUACUGACAUGUAUGAGAUAUUUUCAUGGGAGUCGAUGCAAAAACUGUAAAUUAAAGGCCCAAUGCAGCCGUUUUU